UCUUUUUUUUGCCAUAUUUUCUCUGUGGCAGUGGAGCAGAGUGCAGUAUUGUCGUAAUUAGCUAAUUAUGAAUCGAAGCCAAUUAAGGAACCGUUUCUGAUUGACAGUGCGCUCUCAUUCCCAAUUACUGAUAAACAGAAUAAUUCCGUUUAUAAUUUUUAAGGCUCUUUCUCACUCGCCCACCUGUUAACACUAGCAAACACCUAUGAAUGUGUUUACUAGGACAGAUGUAAACAGACACUAAUUAUUGGUAGAACAUCUCUGAACAGACAGAACGACUGAACAAAAAUCUGUGGAAACCCUUUGAUCGCAGAACAACACCUGUUUUUAACAUAUUCCCAGAACACCAGUGAAUAGAUAUAAGUACAUCUGUGAACUUAUUACUGAAGCAGUUGUGUAAGGAUAUCAGAUCAGAAGUGAACAGAUAUUAGAAUAACUCGAAUGACAACCAAUUACUAGAACACUUGAAAGUAGAUAUUUCUACGGUACCUGUUGCUAUUAACGAAUUUGUGGAAAGUUCACAUAUCUUCACCAUUUUGAUAAUGGCAACUGUAACAUACCAGAGUAGCAACAGUGGAUCACUGCUGUGUGUAGACCAUGCUGAGAAUCUGAUUGCUGCUGGAGGAGAGAAUGGAGCGGUGAAUUUAUGGGACUCUGCUACACAGCAGCUACUGCACCAAUAUGUUCCUGAUGACAGUGAUGACGACUGUACAUCGCUGCGGUUCACUAAAGAUAGCUCGCUCUUGUUUGCUGCUUUUAAUAAGAAGAUCUGUCAGUUUGACAAGCGGACAUUUCUGACACCUGUCGAAACACACCAUUACAACAUUGAAGAAAUUAAUCAGCUGAACAUCAAUGAUAAAGAAACCUUGCUUGCCUCGUGCGAUGAUUCCGGCGAAACAAAGAUCUUCUCGCUCCAGGAGAGGAAAGUGAUAAAAACUUUGCGUUAUAAGCACUCUAAUAUAUGUUCUACUGUUGUAUUCCGACCGAACCACCAGUGGGAAGUGAUGACUGCCGGACUGGACUGUAAGUUGAUACACUGGUAUUUUGCUAAACCAAAGGUGAUGAAUGAAAUUAACAUGCAAGAGUUGCUAGGAGAAAACAUUGAUGAGGCCCAAAUCUUAAAUCCGCCUCUUAUUCAUCAUAUCAACUUCUCACCCAAUGGUUUUUUCUUGGCCUGUGCUCUAGAGAAUGGUAUUGUUAAAGUGUUUGAUAGCAACCGCAAACAUCUUCGGGACCGUUUUUCUCUGAGGGGUCACAACCAAGGCGUGAGUCAAGUGGAUUUCCUUAGCAACCGAUUUAUGGUGUCCGGUGGCAAUGAUAAGCAGAUUAUUGUUUGGGACCUGGAAAAACUGGGGGGUUCUGGUGAGGGAGCAAAUGGAGCCGGGGUGGUCCAGCCUCAGCAGCUCAAUGGACAUAUGACAAAUGGGCAGGGAUCGGCCCAUGGCAACACUGCACAUGAGGGUGUCAGUGUCAAUGGGGAUGAUGAUGAUGACGAUGAUGUUGAUGAUAGCCACAACAACAACACAGCCGACUGCAAAGUGUUCACAACUCUACUUUCUAACAAGGUCAACUGGUUAAAGCCCGUUGCCAUUAGCAACCAGUAUUACAUUUUAGUUGCUGAUGAAUCAACAAAGCUAUCAAGGAUUACAAUAGAUGGACUAUAAAAUUUUCCCUAAUCCUAAAUGUAUUUAUAAAAUAUACCAAAUACAAACUACCAUGCUAAUAUAAUAUAAAACACACCACCUGCCAACCACUAAUUAACUAUAAAAUAUUGCCAAACACCACCUGUUCUAUAAAAAAAACCCCAAAAAACUUACAGGUAUCAGCACUGAUUGGUAGAACCAUCUUGGAAAAAAAUCAAACAACAACAUUGAAAGAGUCGACACUUGGCAUUGGACAUGAGUUCUGCUACCAAGAGCAGGUGGGGGUCGAAGGAGUUCUUGGACCCUUUUGAUGUUUCCAAUGCAGACACAAUCAAGCAAUUAAAACUGCAUAAAACUGUUUUGACAUUACUGUAAAAUACAACCGGUUUCAGCCGUGCGUGAGCCAGGUAGAGGCAGGCUGAAUCUUGAACACUGGUGAAUACCAAAAGAGAGGCAGUUGAUGAUGAUGAUGAUGAUGGUCAUGGUGAUAAUGAAGAGGCAGAGACUAUGAUAGCAAUGUUUGUGAUGAUUAUGUCAAAAAGAAGGAAAAAUAUUUUAAUAUAAAAAAAAAAGCCAAAAAGUUAA
This is a messenger RNA of Octopus sinensis (East Asian common octopus), 2228 nucleotides long. RefSeq names its product WD repeat-containing protein 53. Bases 543 to 1664 code for a protein of 373 amino acids. NCBI's taxonomy places the organism in Eukaryota, Metazoa, Mollusca, Cephalopoda, Octopoda, Octopodidae. The record is from RefSeq and is a predicted model, not a curated record. Gene Ontology annotation, molecular function: protein binding. The transcript has 3 exons.